AUGUCGGAAGUGUCCGAGUAUGAGAAGGCCAACUGCUUUGAUCGGGCAAAGGGGAACUGCCCUUUGGUUGCAGCCAGUAAUGCAUAUUACGGAGUCCUAGGAAAGGUUGGACAGCAAGCCCUGCAGUCUGUGUCUUCAAGGACACUGGGUGACAUUCUGAUUCAGAUUUCCGAGAAUCAGAGGCGCCUGACAUCCGACCUUGAUGGAGUUUUUCGUUGGUUUCAUGGUGAAGUGCUGCAGGAGAUGGACAGGAAUGUCAAGCUGGACCGAGAUUACAUUGCUGGCAGUAAAAGACGCUAUGAAAUGGAGGUCAGAAAUCGUGCCUCUGCAUUGGAGAAGCAAAACUCUCAGCUGUGGGGAGAAAAACGACGAGGGAGAAGUCAGCAUGAAGUGCAGGAUCUCAUUGAGACUUUAGAGAGGGAAGCUCAGGUGUUUCUGAGAGAGAGCUUAAGAGAAGCUGAAAAGGAAGAACUGCGACGGUACCGCUUUCUAGCAGAGAAGCACUGCGGCCUGAUUCAGUCACUGCUUUAUCUCAUUAACAAGAAUGGGGCUUCCCUACAACAGCAGGCUGAGGUCUGGAGAGAGAGGGUCAACGAGACACGGUCUGGGUCUCACCUCCGACCCGCUGGCCGUAUCCCAAGACCCAGAACACCUUCUGGGCUACAGACACCAACAUCCAUCAGUUCACACACAUCUGGAAACUCUGUGAGCAGCUUCUAUCCAAUCUCCCAGAUAAGCGAGAGAGAAAUAGACAUGGAGCGAGAACGACAAACUAGGGAGAGCCAUGAUCACAAUCAAAGACCGCCCUCUAGAGGGUCCUCACAUUCUGGAAUACGGUCACGCUCUGGAUCCCUGGGAAACAGCCUGGAACUGAGAGAAGGUGAACAGGUCCAGGCAUUGGUGUCUCAUGAUGCUGGCACCAAUGUUACCCUGCUGAGCUUCUCUUCCGGGGAUGUCCUUACUGUGUUGGUGCCGGAAGCUCAAAACGGUUGGCUUUAUGGACAAUUAGAUGGUACUUCUAGCCAAGGCUGGUUUCCGGCAGCAUACGUCCAGGCGCUGAGACUGUCACCAGGGGACUCAGUAGGCAGUAGAACUCCCACCAUGAGAAGCAGUCAUAGUACAGGUGACCUCCUCAGCCAAGUUGCAUCCUUACUGGCUUCAGGGAGUAGCAGCAAUGGGAUUUCCCCGCCUGCUCCUCCGCCUCUUCCACGUCCUAUCACUCCUACCCCAACCAGGAAAACAGAAGAUGUACAAGAGGACAAGGUAUCUCAAAGACAGGACCACCAUCCACAGUUAUUUCCACGGGGCACCAAUCCAUUUGCAACCGUGAAGCUACGGCCUACAGUCACAAAUGACCGAUCUGCACCUCGAAUUAAAUGAAGUUCAGACAUCUUUUUAAAGCGUGUAAUGCUUAUUCCUGCCGACUAUACCAUUUAUUUUGCCGUGCUCCAGGCCAUUUGCUUUCUGGAAUGAUAUUAGGAGCUCUGAGUCAUGCGUUUUGGGAUUAGUAAAGUAUUCUGUACGUCCUUCAAUAAUAUUUGAUAAGCAAGAAAUUAAAUUUGUAAACACCUCAUUACUCCUUAAUUGACUGUAAAGAGCCAACAGAGAUUCCUUAUUUAUCAUGUUGUGUAUGAGGGGAGCGAAGAAUUUAGGAAAGUGUUCUGAAUUUGUCGGCUAAUAUUAUUCAUCCAUUCAUUUAUUAAUUUUUAACCCAUUUAUUUUUAUUGCCUUGGGCUGGUAGCAUUGGGUUCUAGACAGGAAUCAGCCCUGGGUAGGAUGCCAGUCCAUCACACAGUCAGAUCAAGAGUCACAAACCUAACAAGAAUGCGUGUAGGCUGUGAGAGGGGAGACCGACUUUCUGGUGACAAACGUGCCCACAAAAUGACAAGAGGGGGAAAACUACUCAAAGACCCUGGCUAGGCCCGUUUCUGAACCUUCCCUGGACAUUAGGGUCUUUGUGAGGCAGAACUGACAGCCGUUGUACUAAUAUUGUUAAUGAUGUGAAUACUUGAUGCACAGGGUUAAGAAAGUACAGGUUUUAGGGUGGUCUGAUGGAGCAAAUCUGUUUCAUUUAAUUUGAAUGUAAAGAAGGCAACAUAAACAU
Molecule: messenger RNA, 2104 nt
Organism: Polypterus senegalus (gray bichir)
Lineage: Eukaryota; Metazoa; Chordata; Cladistia; Polypteriformes; Polypteridae
Product: brain-specific angiogenesis inhibitor 1-associated protein 2-like protein 2
Exons: 13
Coding region: 1-1380 (459 amino acids)
Biological process (GO): plasma membrane organization; positive regulation of actin filament polymerization; actin crosslink formation
Cellular component (GO): cytosol; nucleoplasm
Molecular function (GO): protein binding
Source: RefSeq, a predicted model, not a curated record